Rangifer tarandus platyrhynchus (Svalbard reindeer) is the source of this 426-nucleotide messenger RNA. The record is from the annotation of a GenBank genome assembly. NCBI's taxonomy places the organism in Eukaryota, Metazoa, Chordata, Mammalia, Artiodactyla, Cervidae.
AUGAGGUGGGCGGAGGUCUCAGCUGAGAAAGGUGAAGAAGUCCUGGGGGAAAUUGUCUACUGUGGACAGGUAAUCUCCACUAUGGGUGAAGAACUUAGGCAUCUGGCUUGCUAUGACUCCCACAGCAGCAGGGAGUCCUGGGACCGGGAGUCCUGGGACCUGAAGUCCUGGGACCAGGAGUACUUGGACCUGAAGUCCUGGGACCUGGAAUCCUGGGACCAGGAGUACUGGGACCCGGAAUCCUGGGACCAGGAGUACUGGGACCAGGAGUCCUGGGACCUGGAUUACUGGGACCAGGAGUCCUGGGACCUGGAUUACUGGGACCCGGAGUCCUGGGACCAGGAGUCCUGGGACCUGAAGUCCUGGGACCAGGAGUCCUGGGACCUGGAUUACUGGGACCCGGAGUACUGGGACCCGGAGUCCUAG